Hippocampus comes (tiger tail seahorse) is the source of this 1091-nucleotide messenger RNA. RefSeq names its product translation machinery associated 16 homolog (gene tma16). Gene Ontology annotation, cellular component: nucleus. NCBI's taxonomy places the organism in Eukaryota, Metazoa, Chordata, Actinopteri, Syngnathiformes, Syngnathidae. The record is from RefSeq and is a predicted model, not a curated record. The transcript has 7 exons. The coding region runs from base 119 to 748 and encodes 209 amino acids.
UUUUCUUUCACCCGAACUCUUUUUCUGGAGUGAACUUGACUGUUUCCGCUUCCGCCCCAGCUGUCAACAAACCAACCACGAGUUUUCACGGCAAAGCUAAUACAUCUCAGUUUCUAUAAUGCCGAAGACACAGAAAAAAGGGAAAGCCCCGGAGAAGGUCGUGCAUCCGUACAGUCGGAAAGCAGCCUACAUGGCCCGCGAGGAAAUACGACUCAAGAAGAAAGAACGACAAAAAGUUGAAAAAGCUGCACGUCUGAACAAUAUUGGUGAGAAGCUGUUAUGGUUUCAGGGCCAGUUGGACCCAGAAAAGACCACAUUUACAAUGAAGGAUGCUCGUGACAUCAUCGAAAGGUACCUGCAGCGGUUCGACGGCGAGCUGGAGCAGAUCGAGCUGGUGAACGGCAUCAAGGGGCGUCAGGGGCGCGCCCACGGCGCCAGGGAGGACUUCAUCAAGCAGACCGUUGAGCGCGAGCGGGCGCUGUACCACGGCGCCGGCUUCGAGAUCCCAGACUUUAUCAACACCAAACAUCUGAAAACAUUCAGGGAAUGGACGGGAGAUCUGAAGAAACUUCCGAACAUUCAACUCAGGAAGGUUUCCCACACGGCCUUGGAAGUCAAGGACAAAAAAGAGCAGACGCACAACCAAGAAGAAAAAGGCGACGACGAAGAAGAAGAAUUGGAUGAUAAUGAAAGUGAUGACAACGAUGACGAGUUGGACAAAAGUUCUCUGAUGUCCGACUCCAGCUAAGACAUAUCGGUUUCCUUUCAUGAGCCUUUUUAACCACAAACAACUUUCUACAGUUUGUUUAUUGCACAGGCUAAGAGUCAGAAUGUGUUUUUAUCCAAUCAAAAAGAGAGAGGGGAAAAAUGGCAUCGUUCUGGUUUUGCCAACUUUUUGUGGAGACUCUGGUUGAAAAAUGAACAAAGUCAUUGUUUCUAGACGUAGCGCCAAGGUGAAAGACUGCAAUCUGACCUUUGAACCCUCCCUCCCCUCAAAAUGAUGUCUUGAAGCUACAAAUGAUCAUGCUUACUGGGGGGAGCUGACUGUCCAUGUGGGAAAAGCUGUACGGAAAUAAACUAACCAAACCAAA